Messenger RNA from Nicotiana tabacum (common tobacco), 1129 nucleotides. Its product is annotated as oligoribonuclease-like. Gene Ontology annotation, cellular component: mitochondrion. The record is from RefSeq and is a predicted model, not a curated record. NCBI's taxonomy places the organism in Eukaryota, Viridiplantae, Streptophyta, Magnoliopsida, Solanales, Solanaceae. Gene Ontology annotation, molecular function: 3'-5'-RNA exonuclease activity; nucleic acid binding.
GAAGAAAAUAAUUGGGGAGUGUUCAAGCAUUCGAGCCAACCUCCGACCCCUCUAAGCUCCUGCUGCUGUUCUCGGAGCUUAAUGAUCAAGGGCUUUCACAGAAAUGAGUCAACUCUCAAAUGCCUUCUCAUGGCUGAAUCUGAGCGUCCCAGAUAGCCGGGAUGAUGCAGAAACUCGUGGGGAAACUGAGAUGGUAAAUGGAGGAGGAAAAGCCAAGGACAAAGAUGAUAGCUCAGGAGAGGUGACUGCGCUCAAACAUGAAAAUGGGGUUCAGAGGUCACCUUUGCUUCCAGGAGAGUACAAAUUUCCGCUUGUAUGGAUUGACCUUGAGAUGACUGGUUUGAUUAUUGAGGUUGAUAGGAUAUUGGAGAUUGCCUGUGUAAUUAGAGAUGGAAAUUUGACCAAAUCAAUUGAGGGUCCUGAUUUGGUUAUACAUCAAAACAAGGAGUAUCUGGACAAUAUGGGAGAAUGGUGUCAAAGCCAUCAUGCAACAAGUGGUUUGACUCAGAAGGUUCUCAAGAGUACCAUCACUGAAGAAGAAGCCGAGAAGCAGGUAGCUGAAUUUGUCAAGAGAAACAUAAGGACGUAUACACCACUACUUGCUGGAAAUUCAGUCUAUAUGGAUCUUCUGUUUUUGAAGAAGUUUAUGCCAAAUUUGGCAAGUUUGUUUUCACAUGUACUUGUUGAUGUCAGCAGCGUAAGGGCAUUGUGUCUUCGUUGGUAUCCACGAGACAAUAGAAAGGCACCUCAAAAGAAAAACAAGCACAGAGCUAUGGAUGACAUUAAGGAGAGCAUAGCAGAACUCAAAUACUACAAGGAGCACAUAUUCAAAGCCUCCAAGUCUAAAAAGUGAUAGUGCACAUAUUCAAAGACUCUAAGUCUAAAAGGUGAUAGUGAAGGAGAUUUGUAUCUCAUGUUGAGGAUUCUUUUCAUCUGAUUCCCAAAAUGAGGGGUUGUGUGCCAGUGGAAAGUGAUACGAGCAGUUAAAUGUAUCUGUCUUUUUGUCCAAGUUAUGAGCUUAUGAUGCUUGGCAAACUGAUUUCCGAGUACCUUCACAUCCUUGGCUAUCAUGUAUAAUUGGAUUUAAUUUAUGUACACUGAUCGUGUAAAGAAUUUUUACGUUAUUAGA